UGGGCAGCUGGUUUUCCUCGAUUCAGUCAUCGCUUGCAGCAGCACUGAGUUCGACGACGGCCGCCGGAUCAGUGCGUAUUUCAUUUUCUGUAGAGCAGCAGUUUAGCCACACUCCACCACCAUGUCUGAUGAUGAAGAGUAUUCCUCUGAAGGUGAGGAGGAAGUCGUCGAGGAGCAGCACGAACAGCCAGCAGCUAAGAGCGAGGGUGAUGAUCCCGAGUUCAUCAAGCGCCAGGACCAAAAGCGCUCGGACUUGGAUGAGCAGCUGAAAGAGUACAUCAACGAAUGGCGUAAACAGCGGGCCAAGGAAGAAGAUGAACUCAAGAGGCUCAAGGAUAAGCAGGCCAAGCGCAAGGUCUCCAGAGCCGAAGAGGAGCAGCGUAUGGCUCAGCGCAAGAAGGAAGAGGAGGAACGUCGCGUGCGCGAGAUUGAGGAGAAGAAACAGCGCGAAAUCGACGAGAAGAGACGUCGUCUCGAGGAGGCCGAGAAGAAGCGUCAGGCGAUGCUGCAGGCCAUGAAGGACAAGGACAAGAAGGGACCGAAUUUCACCAUUACCAAGAAGGACAGUAACUUCGGCAUGUCCAACGCCCAAAUGGAACGUAACAAGACUAAGGAACAGCUGGAAGAAGAGAAGAAGAUUUCGCUUUCUUUCCGUAUCAAGCCCCUGGAAAUGGACGGACUCAGUGCCGAUACUCUCCGUGCCAAGGCCACCGAACUGUGGGAAACCAUCGUUAAGCUGGAGACCGAGAAGUACGAUUUGGAGGAAAGGCAAAAACGUCAGGACUACGAUUUAAAAGAGUUGAAGGAAAGACAGAAGCAGCAGCUGAGACACAAAGCCCUCAAGAAGGGUUUGGACCCAGAAGCUCUCACCGGAAAGUACCCGCCAAAAAUCCAAGUUGCCUCCAAAUACGAACGCCGUGUGGAUACCCGCUCUUACGAUGACAAGAAGAAGCUUUUCGAAGGUGGUUAUAGCGCAUACUAUUUAGAAAAGUUGAAUAAAAAAUGGACGCAACGUCAAGAACUGUGGACGACACGAACCAAGUCCAAACUUCCAAAAUGGUUCGGAGAACGACCUGGCAAGAAGGCCGGAGACCCAGAAACACCAGAGGGUGAAGACGAAGUCAAGCCCGAGGAUGAAGAGGUCGAGGAAGUCGAAGAGGUCGUGGAAGAAGUGGUUGAGGAAGAGGAGGAGGAAGAAGAGGAAGAGGAGGAAGAGGAAGAGGAAGAAGAGGAGGAGGAGGAAGAGGAGGAAGAAGAGGAAGAAUAAAUGUACGAUCGUCAACGGUUUCCUUUUAGAGCUAUUGAUUAAGUUCGGAAGCAUUAUUUUUCUACUACCAUUUCCAAACUAUUCCUCCAAUCAGCGCAGCGAGCAAAUACAAAUCACAAAUCAUGAUGGUGAUGAUAACAAUAAUAUCGAAGAGCUAAAGCAACAGAAUGAAGCAGUACCAGCAGCAACAGCAUCUACUAUUAUGAUUGGAAUCAUCUCACUUAACAUCUUUCAUGAACUCUAUAAUUUUAAAAAUUAUUUUAUUAUUUAAAAUCUCAUUAAAAAUAUUUAUUACAAACUAUACAA
This is a messenger RNA of Armigeres subalbatus, 1573 nucleotides long. It is a transcript of the gene TpnT, whose product is annotated as troponin T, skeletal muscle. Bases 122 to 1267 code for a protein of 381 amino acids. The transcript has 11 exons. Gene Ontology annotation, biological process: sarcomere organization; regulation of muscle contraction; muscle contraction. NCBI's taxonomy places the organism in Eukaryota, Metazoa, Arthropoda, Insecta, Diptera, Culicidae. Gene Ontology annotation, molecular function: tropomyosin binding. The record is from RefSeq and is a predicted model, not a curated record. Gene Ontology annotation, cellular component: troponin complex.